AUGCUUUAUAAACCAAACACAAUUUCAAUAAUUUAUAAAAAUACCUUUUUUACUUCUUUCACUCUCGCUUCUUUAAAUAUAUUUUGGCUUGAUUCUUUUAACUCAAUGAUUUUCAAUUUAUUGUCUUUAAUUGAUUGUUGUGUCUUUUUCACAUUUUUUGUGUUUUUCCAAUUUAAAAGUGCAUUUAUUCAAAAACUCAAUUUUAUUCAAAUUCUGCAA
This is a messenger RNA of Entamoeba invadens IP1, 219 nucleotides long. RefSeq lists its product as hypothetical. The transcript has a single exon. The annotation marks the transcript as partial. The record is from RefSeq and is a predicted model, not a curated record. NCBI's taxonomy places the organism in Eukaryota, Evosea, Mastigamoebida, Endamoebidae.